Messenger RNA from Perognathus longimembris pacificus (Pacific pocket mouse), 2431 nucleotides. RefSeq names its product neurolysin (gene Nln). The transcript has 13 exons. Lineage: Eukaryota; Metazoa; Chordata; Mammalia; Rodentia; Heteromyidae. Gene Ontology annotation, cellular component: mitochondrial intermembrane space. Gene Ontology annotation, biological process: proteolysis; peptide metabolic process. Gene Ontology annotation, molecular function: metalloendopeptidase activity. The coding region runs from base 24 to 2153 and encodes 709 amino acids. The record is from RefSeq and is a predicted model, not a curated record.
GCCGCCGGCCUCCCGGUGUGCCCAUGAUCGCCCGGUGCCGCUCGGCGGUUCGCGGCCUCCACAGAGUUGGUGGUUCCAGGAUUUUCCUCAGAAUGACUUUGGGAAGAGACGUGACAUCUCCUCUCCAGGCAAUGUCUUCCUACACUGCAGCUGGCAGAAAUAUUCUAAGAUGGGAUCUUUCACCAGAGCAAAUUAAAACAAGGACUGAGGAGCUCAUCAUGCAGACCAAGCAGGUGUAUGACACAGUUGGAAUGCUGGACGUAGAGGAAGUAACUUACGAGAACUGUUUGCAGGUGCUGGCAGACGUGGAAGUGAAGUAUAUAGUGGAAAGAACCAUGCUGGACUUCCCCCAACAUGUGUCCUCUGACAGAGAAGUAAGGGCAGCAAGCACGGAAGCAGACAAGAGGCUUUCUCGGUUUGAUAUUGAGAUGAGCAUGAGAGAAGAUAUAUUUAGAAGAAUUGUUCAUUUACAGGAAAACUGUGAUUUGGAGAAGAUAAAACCUGAAGCCAGGCGAUACUUGGAAAAGUCAAUUAAAAUGGGAAAAAGGAAUGGGCUUCAUCUUCCAGAACAAGUACAAAAUGAAAUCAAAUCAAUGAAGAAAAGAAUGAGUGAGCUAUGCAUUGACUUCAACAAAAACCUCAAUGAGGAUGAUACCUUCCUUGUAUUUUCUAAGGCUGAACUUGGUGCUCUUCCUGAUGAUUUCAUUGACACUUUAGAAAAGACAGUUGAUGACAAGUAUAAAAUAACCUUAAAAUAUCCACACUAUUUUCCUGUCAUGAAGAAAUGUUGUGUCCCUGAAACAAGAAGGAAGAUGGAAAUGGCUUUUAAUACAAGGUGCAAAGAGGAAAACACAGUAAUUCUGCAGCAGCUACUCCCAUUGCGGGCCCAGGUGGCCAAACUGCUCGGCUACAACACUCAUGCUGACUUUGUCCUAGAACUGAACACUGCCAAGAGCACAAGCCACGUGACAGCCUUUCUAGAUGAUUUAAGCCAGAAACUAAAACCAUUGGGUGAGGCAGAACGAGAGUUUAUUUUGAAUUUGAAGAAAAAAGAAUGUGAAGAGAAAGGUUUUGACUACGAUGGGAAAAUCAAUGCCUGGGACCUGCCCUACUACAUGACUCAGACAGAGGAGCUCAAGUACUGCAUAGACCAAGAGUUCCUCAAAGAAUACUUUCCCAUUGAGGUGGUCACCGAAGGCUUGCUGAAUAUCUACCAGGAGCUGUUGGGACUUUCAUUCGAGCAAGUGACAGAUGCUCAUGUUUGGAAUAACAGUGUUACACUUUACACCGUGAAGGAUAAAGUUACAGGAGAAGUGUUGGGACAGUUCUACUUGGACCUCUACCCAAGGGAAGGAAAGUACAAUCAUGCAGCCUGCUUUGGUCUCCAGCCGGGCUGCCUUCUCCCGGAUGGCAGCCGCAUGAUGUCUGUGGCUGCCCUCGUGGUGAACUUCUCCCAGCCAGCAGCAGGUCGGCCCUCACUCCUGAGACACGACGAGGUGAGGACUUACUUCCAUGAGUUUGGCCACGUCAUGCAUCAGAUUUGUGCACAGACCGAUUUUGCACGAUUUAGUGGAACAAACGUGGAAACUGACUUUGUAGAAGUUCCAUCACAAAUGCUUGAAAACUGGGUAUGGGACAUUGAUUCCCUGCGAAGACUAUCGAAACACUACAGAGACGGAAGCUCUAUUGCAGAUGACCUGCUGGAAAAGCUUGUUGCUUCUAGACUGGUCAACACAGGUCUUCUGACCCUACGCCAGAUUGUUUUGAGCAAAGUUGAUCAGUCUCUUCACACCAACACCUCACUUGACGCUGCGAGUGAAUAUGCUAAAUACUGCACAGAAGUCUUGGGUGUUGCAGCUACUCCAGGCACAAAUAUGCCAGCUACUUUUGGACACUUGGCAGGGGGCUAUGAUGGCCAAUAUUACGGAUAUCUUUGGAGUGAAGUAUUUUCCAUGGACAUGUUUUACAGCUGUUUUAAAAAAGAAGGAAUAAUGAAUCCAGAGGUUGGAAUGAAAUACAGAAACCUAAUCCUGAAACCUGGAGGAUCUCUGGACGGCAUGGAUAUGCUCCAGAAUUUCUUGAAACGUGAGCCAAGCCAAAAAGCGUUCCUAAUGAGUCGAGGCCUGCGUGCUCCGGAAACGGGGGGUCUUUGAUAGCAGCUCACAUCUGGAGGACCAGCCAACAGCGCCGUGUGCUACCAGCCUGGAAACUGAAGGGAGACUUGCAAAUAAAAACCUAGACUUGCUUUUGUUUUUAAAUUUUAAAAAUUAAUACAAAUGUAAAUGAAAUUAUAAAUACCAUGACCCAAGAAAAGAUCUACUGGAAAAUAAUUGUACUAUACAAUUUCAUAAAAAUGGAUUUGAUUUCUUUUGAUAAAAAUUUCAUAUGAAUGUAAUUUGAUUUUUUUACUAUUAUAAUCUAGAGAAUAUAA